GGCCAGUUCACCAACCCUGAGACGCCAGGGUAUGUUGGAUUCGCCAACCUGCCAAAUCAAGUUCAUCGCAAGUCGGUUAAAAAGGGUUUUGAGUUCACCCUAAUGGUUGUCGGUGAAUCUGGACUAGGAAAAUCCACCCUGAUCAAUAGCCUGUUCCUGACUGACCUCUACCCUGAGAGGAUCAUCCCUGGAGCAGCAGAAAAGAUCGAGAGGACGGUUCAAAUCGAGGCAUCCACGGUGGAAAUUGAAGAGCGAGGAGUGAAGCUGCGACUCACUGUGGUUGACACCCCAGGAUAUGGAGAUGCCAUCAACAGCCAGGACUGUUUCAGCACCAUUAUUAGCUACAUUGAUGACCAGUUUGAGCGUUACCUCCAUGACGAGAGCGGCCUAAAUCGCCGGCACAUAGUCGACAACAGAGUUCACUGCUGCUUCUAUUUCAUUUCCCCACUCGGACACGGCCUGAAACCCCUGGAUGUCCAGUUCAUGAAAGCCAUCCACAAUAAGGUCAACGUGGUUCCCGUCAUCGCUAAGGCAGACACACUCACCCUCAGAGAGAGAGAGCGGCUCAAGCGCAGGAUUCUGGAUGAAAUUGACGAACAUGGAAUCAAGAUCUACCACCUUCCCGAUGCUGAAUCAGACGAGGACGAGGACUUUAAAGAGCAGACCAGGAUUCUCAAGGCUAGCAUCCCUUUUGCGGUGGUCGGAUCCAACCAGCAGAUCGAGGCUAAAGGGAAGAAGGUGCGUGGCCGCCUGUACCCGUGGGGAGUGGUGGAGGUGGAGAACCCUGAACACAACGACUUCCUCAAGCUGCGUACCAUGCUGAUUACCCACAUGCAGGAUCUACAGGAAGUGACUCAGGACCUGCACUAUGAGAACUUCCGCUCAGAACGCCUCAAGCGCAGCGGCAGGUUGUCCUCCCAUGGUUACAUUCUGCCUCUAUCCCCUGCAAAGGGUCCGGAACCAGAGGAAAUGGACAAGGAUAUGAUCCUGCAGGAGAAGGAGGCAGAGUUGAGGCGAAUGCAGGAGAUGAUCGCCAAGAUGCAGGCCCAGAUGCAGAAGCAGGGAGACGGAGACGAUGUUUGAGAAGCCCGAGGCGUUGCUUGACUUUGACCAGAGACACACCAAGGACAGCAGCCAACUACAGUCCCAUACGGGAUGUGGAUUGCUGAUAUCGACAUAUACAUAAAAAUAUAUAUAUAGUAAAGUAUAUACAGUGUUAUGAUGAAUUCUAGAUACACAUAUGUAUGUAUACACUCAAGUUUUAUUUCUUAGUCUCAGAUUAUUAAUCAUUUACCAAGGGAUUGAAGCAGUGUCACAUAAAGUUAAUUUUAAUACAAAACUGCGUUGAAGAUCUUUCUUGUUGCCAUCAAACGGACUUUCAGAAGCACAUAUUUGCUCCGUGAAGGAGCUCCACUGUGAGCAUUUAUUGUUGUCUUUGUAUGGGAGAGUGUUUGAAGAGGCGUGCCAUGAAGUGUUACUGAUGUCUUUAUUGCCUCCUGCAUCAUCCCCAGGCAGGUGCUGGUGAAAUGUUGCAUGUUCCUCGUGUCCCGUCAAGUGUUGUGCACCUGGCGGACCUGUGCAGGCUUCAUUGUUGGACGUUAGGCUAAAAACUGUUAUGAAGGAAGUGAGAUGUUUGUGACAAUUGUUUGACAUGAAGGCAUGACUUGGCUGCUGUUGACUGAAAUCUUCUCUAAUUACCCACCCAAGGAAAACAUUCAUGACCAUUAAUUCCCUAACCAGCCAACUUGUGAGCUCCUGACAUUCCUCUUUGAGCUGUUUUUAUCCAAUAUUAAACGUACCAAAUAUUGUUCUUGAUGCUAUGUUGUAAUAAAAGUUUUAUUCUUCA
This is a messenger RNA of Nerophis lumbriciformis (worm pipefish), 1846 nucleotides long. RefSeq names its product septin 2 (gene septin2). NCBI's taxonomy places the organism in Eukaryota, Metazoa, Chordata, Actinopteri, Syngnathiformes, Syngnathidae. Gene Ontology annotation, biological process: cell division. The record is from RefSeq and is a predicted model, not a curated record. Gene Ontology annotation, molecular function: GTP binding.